Molecule: messenger RNA, 783 nt
Organism: Schizophyllum commune H4-8
Lineage: Eukaryota; Fungi; Basidiomycota; Agaricomycetes; Agaricales; Schizophyllaceae
Product: Cloroperoxidase
Exons: 3
Coding region: 1-783 (260 amino acids)
Molecular function (GO): peroxidase activity
Source: RefSeq, a predicted model, not a curated record
AUGAACGGCCACUCUAUUCCUCAUCUUCAUUCUACUUCUGCGCCUCGGGUCUGCCCGUUCGCUGCGAAGCAUGGCUACUGUGCCCCGCAGAAGGGGGACAGCAGGAGUGUAUGCCCUGCGCUCAACACAAUGGCGAACCACGGCUAUCUCCCGCGGAACGGCGAUGAUGUCUCCCUCCUGGACGUCAUCUGCGCGCUGCAGGAAUGCUACGGCCUGACCUGGUUUCUCGCGGCCUUUCUCGCGAUCGGAGGCUACGUCCUGCUGCACUGGUGGCCGUGGCGCGUCUUCCGCCUCGAGGAGAUCGGCAAGCACGGCGCCGUCGAGCAUGACGCGAGUCUCGUACACGAGGACGCGCGCGGGCGGCCAUUGGCCCCCACUCGCAUUCACCCACAUCUCGUGACUGCACUAGCGGAUGAGACCCUGGCCGCGUACGCGGAGGACUCUCACGAGAGCAGGGAUGCCGUUGUGUGGACGUCGUAUCACGCAGCACGCGCUCGCGUUCGUCGGGAGAAGGAGUCGCCUCCGCUCGACGCCGUUCAUGCCGAGAUCGCCCGAGGCGAAAUCGCCAUCAUGCUCUGCGUUUGGGAGUACGCGCUUGGGGAGCCGUGCGAUGAGCUGCGCGGGAUCCCGCUGGCGUGGUGGCUGAAGUUCUUGGCUGAAGAGCGUCUGCCGGAGGGCGUGGUUGGGCAUGGUGUGAGGCGCAGGGUUGGCAUACUCGAUGUCGUUCGCAAGUCUGGAGAGAUAAGGUCUGGCAUGGAGUAUAUCCGCCAGGUCCGUUCGUAG